Molecule: messenger RNA, 1153 nt
Organism: Arabidopsis lyrata subsp. lyrata
Lineage: Eukaryota; Viridiplantae; Streptophyta; Magnoliopsida; Brassicales; Brassicaceae
Exons: 2
Coding region: 276-710 (144 amino acids)
Source: RefSeq, a predicted model, not a curated record
CCAAAUGUUGAUGAUCAUAAUAAAUGUCCGGACGUAUAAUGAAUAUAGAUUCCCGCGUCUUUGGAUGAUAUCUAUAAAGACAAAAUAAGAACCAAUCUACGUAUUCGUUCUUCAAUCCCACACCUCUUGUGUCACUUUCUACCUUUCUCUUCUCAAAUUUUCAAGCUAUUUUGCUUCUCUUGACACAGAUUCCACUCUAUAAAUCUCAUUAUAUUAUUAUAUUCUCUAAGCUUCAUUUUAAUCAAACGUCAAAAGGUAGAAGCAGCUGAGUAUCAAUGGAGCAGAACUACAUGAGGCAUGAGCUAUGGAGAGAUGGAGAUUUUCAAGAAGAUGAUGUGUGGGAUGUUCUUGAUGCAUAUCAAUCACCGUUUAUGAAUAGUAUUAGUAACCAUACCACUAAAACUUCUUUCUCAACCCAAACUUUACUUCCAAGCGAACCUAGAAUGAUUCCUGAGAGGCAGAGGAUAGAAGGAAUGACACCUAUGAGACAACAGUCGGCUCCUGUCAAUGUCCCUGAUUGGUCAAUGGUUCAAAGAAAAAAGACAGAGAAAGUUGAUGAUGAUGAGAAUGUGUCACCUGAGGAAUAUUUCCUGCGGCGCAGUCGAUCAUCGUCCUCUUCAGUUAUGGAAGGAGUUGGAAGGAAACUGAAAGGAAGAGAUUUAAGCAAAGUAAGGAAUGCAAUAUUGAAGCAAACUGGAUUUCUUGAGUAGACCAAGAUUGUAUAAAUGUUUAUUAGGUGAUUUCAUUUUUUAAAAACUCUAGUUUGCUAAGAUGUAUACAUAUAUAUGUAUAUAGGUGGGUUUUUUUCUUCUUUUGGUUUUGAUAUAUGUAUAGGUGAUUUGAUUCGGCAUAGUAAUAUAAUAAAGAAGAAUCUCGAGCGGCUCUGCAUCUGCAACCACUAUCACAAAUUCGGGGAUCAAAUAAUUUACAAGAAGAUUAGGAUUUUAGAGGGAACGAGUUUCUCGACUUGAAGAUUCUCAAAGAACUCUUAAGGCUAAGCAAUGUUUCUUCUAUGUAUGUGUGUAUAAUGGGCCUGCGCAAUAGAUUUCGGCCCAAUUUCAUUUAACGAGAGGGUUUGUGUAUGAUUCAGUUCUUAUGUGAGCAAGCUUUGUUUGUACCACCAGUUAUUUUGUCACCUAUUUUGUCAACGAGU